Linum tenue is the source of this 1978-nucleotide messenger RNA. NCBI's taxonomy places the organism in Eukaryota, Viridiplantae, Streptophyta, Magnoliopsida, Malpighiales, Linaceae. The record is from the annotation of a GenBank genome assembly.
CAAGGAUUUCAUUCAACGUCUCGAUCCAAUUCGUCGGUUACGUAAUACAUACAUCAUCACCUCUUUCCCAUUAACUCGCCAAGAUCAGACCGCCAAACUUUGUGUGUAUAUAUAAAACCUCCACAUUACACACGCAACAACAUUUCCCGAAAAGAUCAUUUCAUUUUCCCCCAAUUUCAUCUCAUAAUUCAUAUCCCCCUUUCUGUCUUCGUCGGAACCGAUUGCAAUGGAGAAAGCAAUCAACAGGCAGCGGAUCCUCCUCGAUCACCUCCGCCCUUCUUCCUCCUCCGAUCACGCCCAUGACUCCCAUCUCUCCGCUUCGGCUUGUUCGGCUGGGGACAGCGCUGCCUACCAGAGGAACUCGGUGUUCGGCGACGAUGUCGUGAUCGUGGCGGCUUAUCGGACUGCCUUGUGCAAGUCCAAACGUGGAAAUUUCAAGGAUACAUUUGCCGAUGAUUUGCUUGCGCCAGUUUUGAAGGCAGUGAUAGAGAAAACAAAUCUUAACCCAAGCGAAAUUGGGGAUAUUGUUGUGGGAACGGUGUUGGCACCGGGAUCACAAAGAGCCAGUGAGUGCAGGAUGGCCUCAUUCUAUGCUGGUAUCCCUGAAACCGUGCCUGUCAGGACUGUUAACAGGCAAUGUUCAUCGGGUCUUCAGGCAGUUGCUGAUGUUGCUGCAGCUAUCAAAGCUGGGUUUUAUGACAUUGGCAUUGGAGCUGGGUUGGAGUCCAUGACCGUUAACCCGAUGGCUUGGGAUGGUGAUGUGAACCCAAAAGUGAAAAUUUUUGAACAAGCUCAAAAUUGCCUUCUGCCUAUGGGUGUCACUUCAGAAAAUGUUGCUCAUCGAUUCAGUGUGACUAGGAAGGAGCAAGAUGAAGCGGCAGUUGAUUCCCAUAGGAAAGCUGCUGCCGCUACUGCUGCUGGUAAAUUCAGGGAUGAAAUCAUCCCAGUUGCUACCAAGAUUGUUGACCCGAAGACUGGUGACGAGAAACCCAUCGUAGUUUCUGUUGAUGAUGGGAUUCGUCCUAACACAACUGUGGCUGAUUUGGGCAGAUUGAAGGCCGUCUUCAAGAAAGAUGGAACCACUACUGCUGGAAAUUCAAGCCAAGUGAGUGAUGGUGCUGGGGCUGUAUUGCUCAUGAGGAGAAGUGUUGCAAUGCAAAAGGGUCUACCCAUCCUCGGAGUGUUCAGGAGCUUUGCUGCUGUUGGUGUUGAUCCUGCCAUAAUGGGUGUUGGUCCAGCUGCUGCAAUUCCAGCAGCUGUUAAACUUGCUGGUCUGGAGCUUGAAGAUAUCGACCUUUUUGAGAUAAAUGAGGCAUUUGCUUCCCAGUUUGUCUAUUGCCGCAAGAAGCUUGGACUUGACCCGGAGAAGAUCAAUGUCAAUGGAGGUGCAAUGGCCAUUGGACAUCCUUUGGGUGCAACAGGUGCUCGAUGUGUGGCUACUUUGCUGCAUGAGAUGAAGCGCCGUGGUAGAGACUCUCGCUUUGGAGUCAUUUCUAUGUGCAUAGGAACUGGAAUGGGAGCAGCAGCUGUUUUCGAAAGAGGGGAUUGUGUGGAUGGUCUUUGCAAUGCCAAGAAAAUAGACAGCCAAAACCUCUUAUCCAAAGAUGCCAAGUGAAAUCCGAUCGUCGCUGCUUGGGGGAAUGAUUCCCGGAACCCUCUAUAGGAGAGGGCAACACAAUAAAGCAUUUGAUCUUCUGUUUGUUUAGAAAACUGGAAUUUGCCAAACCAGGUUUGGUUAUAUCGCAUUUGAUACACCAUUUGAAGGAACAACUGCCUUGAUCUUUGGCAGACCACGACCGUGAUGUCUUUGUUACUGGCCUUAAUCCGCGUUUAGUUCAAUGGGUACUUGCUCGCAUUUUUACUGCCGGAUCGUAUUUCUGCCUGCUUCUAGCCGAAAUGUGUGUUCCAUUCUAUAUCUGGCAUGGUCUGGAUUGAUAGAUUAGACCAGUACAAAUCAAUCACUGGUUUUGAAACUUUA